ACACACACACAGUCACUCCGCUGACAAGAUGGCGGCGCAGCGCGAGAAGGCGAGUGAGCAGCUGCAGCAAUGGAAGGAAGCGAUACACGAGGGGGGUCAAGAUGUCCUGACAACCGGGGGCCACCCGAUUGGCGACAAAUUGAACGUCAUGACGACAGGAUCUCGUGGACCACUGCUGGUCCAGGACGUGGUGUUCACUGACGAGAUGGCUCACUUCGACCGAGAGAGGAUUCCCGAGCGAGUGGUGCACGCCAAAGGGGCCGGUGCCUUUGGCUUCUUCGAGGUGACCCACGAUAUCACAAAGUACUGCAAGGCCCAAGUGUUCCAUCACGUGGGCAAGAGAACGCCCGUGUCUGUCAGGUUUUCCACCGUGGGGGGCGAAUCUGGCUCUGCUGACACUGUCCGUGACCCGCGAGGAUUCGCUGUCAAGUUUUACACCGAGGAAGGGAACUGGGAUAUGACUGGUAACAACACCCCAAUCUUCUUCAUCCGGGAUGCCUUCCUGUUCCCGUCAUUCAUCCAUACCCAGAAGAGAAAUCCACAGACACACCUGAAGGAUGCGGACAUGACCUGGGACUUCUUCUCACUUCGGCCAGAGACACUUCACCAGGUGAGCAUCCUGUACAGUGACCGUGGAAUUCCCGAUGGAUAUCGCCACAUGAAUGGUUACGGCUCGCACACCUUCAAGCUGGUCAAUGCUAACAGAGAGGCCGUGUACUGCAAGUUCCAUUUUAAGACGGAUCAGGGCAUCAGAAACCUGACCGUGGAGCAGGCAGCGAAAUUCGGAUCUGAAGAUCCCGACUACUCCAUCCGUGACCUGUACAACGCGAUCGCCAAUGGCUCCUACCCCUCCUGGACCCUCUACAUCCAGAUCAUGACCUUUGAUGAAGCUGAAAAGUACGAGUGGAAUCCCUUUGAUGUAACCAAGGUGUGGUCCCACGGCCAGUACCCACUGAUCCCCGUGGGGAGGCUGGUGCUGAACAAGAACCCGCUGAACUACUUCACCGAUGUGGAACAGCUGGCUUUCGACCCCAGCAACAUGCCACCGGGCAUUGAGCCCAGUCCUGACAAGAUGCUGCAGGGCCGCCUGUUUUCCUACCCGGAUACUCACAGACACCGUCUGGGUACCAACUACCUGCAGCUGCCCGUCAACUGCCCGUUCAAGACCCGCGUGGCCAACUACCAGCGAGAUGGGCCUAUGUGCUCCACCGACAACCAGGGAGGAGCCCCAAACUAUUACCCAAACAGUUUCAGUGCCCCUGAAGUUCAGCCUUUGACCAGAGAGCACUGCCUGGCUGUCGUCGGUGACAUCUCGCGCUACAACAGCGCCAACGAAGACAAUUUCUCUCAGGUGACCACGUUUUAUACAAAGGUGCUGGGCCCCUCCGAGCGCCAACGAUUGUGCGAGAACAUCGCGAAUCACCUGAAGGAUGCUCAGAUUUUCAUCCAGAACCGAAUGGUGAAGCUCUUCAGUUCUGUUCACCCUGAGUACGGGGCGACCGUUCGUUCUUUGCUGGAUAUGUACAACUCUAAAGACGCCAGGCAGAUGAUCCACGCUUACAGUGACUCCCCCAAAGGCCCGUUAGCUGGCUCCUCUGGGAGAUCCAACCUGUGAUGAGAUGAAGCCUGAAAUCCACUAUCACAACCCUUCAAGUCUGAAUGCAACAUAAUCUCCAAUUAACCGUGAACAACCAUAGCAUAAUCCCUUUAACGUGAAAUCUCGACAAAUCCAGGGAGAAAUUAGUUUUGUUUAAAUUGUUAUUUUAUUUUUGGCGCUGAUGGAAUGUAAAUAAAACCCUCCAAAUGGAUGUUUUAGACAGCCAGCGCGGCAAGGGCCCAUCCCUACUCUGUCGUCACCAGCACACACCGUCCACACUCAGGCUGCUGGGACACUGCUCUGUGGGGUGAUUAUCACACCCUCCUUUCCCAUUGGAAAGGCUACGUCUCACGACAAAUAGAUCGUCCGAUCAAUUGGAGGCAACGUUGGCCACACAAAUCUCAACUGAAAACAAUAUACCUCCAAUGCCACUGCAACCAACAGCCUUUUAGGAUUGUUCGUUCUCCUUGUAUUUGACUAAAACGCCUUUCAGCACUUUUUUUCUUUUAAAACAGGAUGCCGCUUCUGACUAGUCUUAAGUUUUAAUGCACAAGCUGUUGAUGCCUUGCUUUCUGGGACUGAAGCUAAUCAGGCUGAGGUCAACAAUGUUUUACUAACUGAACCAGAACCAGUUCCUUUCCCGAUUGCAAUAUGGGAUAAAGGGGGGAGGAGGGGCUAAUGCCAGAAGGAUAUAACUGAUGGAAGCAUUACUAAUGUGACUUAUGAUUACUACUGUGAAUAUUUGUAUUAAUCGACCAGACUAAUAUAAGCUCCAUUGGGCUUUUCCAAGCCUUCCUCGUCCUGCUUUUUUGGGUGGGGGGAGAAGAGAAGGAGAACGUAGGGAAUAGAGAAAGGGGGAAGGGCUGGUAAGUGUGCCGUCCAUUGCAGAACACUUAAUCUGCGUAAUCUCAUUAGGAUUGGGGUAAGGGGCGGAAUUAUUUGGUUUGAAUGUAUUUGUCCGUCUCGGCUUAAAUGUUCUCUUCGGAGUUUAAUUUUUGACUUCCCAUUAAAUUGAUCUACAAUUUGAA
Messenger RNA from Callorhinchus milii (elephant shark), 2625 nucleotides. It is a transcript of the gene cat, whose product is annotated as catalase. NCBI's taxonomy places the organism in Eukaryota, Metazoa, Chordata, Chondrichthyes, Chimaeriformes, Callorhinchidae. Gene Ontology annotation, biological process: response to hydrogen peroxide; hydrogen peroxide catabolic process. Gene Ontology annotation, cellular component: peroxisome; mitochondrion; cytoplasm. The record is from RefSeq and is a predicted model, not a curated record. Gene Ontology annotation, molecular function: heme binding; catalase activity.